ACACCCAAUGAUCAAUCAAAAAAAUCUUCAACUCCUAAUACUCAAAUCAAGCCCAUGUUUGAUCUCGGGCACAAGCCUACAUUUGGGACACUGGGUGAUCAUAAAAAAGAACAUUCAACUCCUGUUGCUUCAACUAAAUCUACGUUCGAACUUACAUUUGGCGACCUGACAAAUAAACCUUCUAACGAACCCGAGUCCAAUAAGCUCACAUUUGGGAUGAUUCCUUCAGCUGCGACUGCACCCGAUAAUCAAAUAAAAAAACCCUCGCCUUCAUCAUCGUCAGCCUCAACUAAACCUGCUUUGAAUUUUGGAACCUCCGUUACAUCCGAUGAUCAAAUAAUAAAGACAACCCCUGCAACUUUAACUAAACCCGCGUUCGCUCCGAAAAGCGAGCCUGCAUUAACUCCCGGCGAUCAAACAAAAAGGGUUUCAACACCUUUCGGCAGAAUUCAAAACUUCGGAACAUCUGGCGAUCAGAUAGCCAGUAACUCGACCAAUCUUCAUUUUGACUUUGGAAACAAAUUCACACAUCCCUCACCCGCGGCAAGUUCUGAGCUUUCCUCAGUUGGUAAAAUUAAAGGAAUCAUUCCUAAAAACGACGAUAAUAGGGUUGAUAAAAAUGAAGACACAUCUAAAACAUUAAACUACGAAACAUCCAAAGCAACUGAAACGGCCGGAUCAACAAAAGGUCAAACCUUGACUGAAUCAAAAACGGAUGAAACUUUGGUUAAAUCAAAUAAGGGUGAAAUCAUGCCCGAAUCAAAGAAAGGUGAGACCGCACUCGGGUCAAAUAAGGAUGAGAUCCCGCUUGGGUCAAAUAAGAAUGACACCACACUCGAUCUAAAGAAGGGUGAGACCACAACCGAGGUAAAUAAGGAUGAUGCCACAGGCGAAGUGAAUAAGGAUGAGAAACCAGCAGGAUUAAAGAAGAAUGAUGUCGCACUCGAAUCAAAGAAAGGUGAGACCGCAAUCGAAUCGACGGAUAGCGAAAACGGAAUUGAACCAAAAAAGGACGGAGUUUUCGAUUUAUCCAAAGGGUCAAAUUUGUCAUCAAUGGUAACGAAUAGUUCGAAGGGAACCAUCGGGGAUGACAAAUCCAAGGAAUUUUCAUUCGUCUUUAGUAACAAUCCACCACAAACUCUCACAUCGAGCCCACUUUCCGGAUCCCCGAUGGAUAUUGAUAUGAACAACGCGAAUAAUCAGGUCUCUGUUCCAUCCACUUUGUCUUUCACCUCGACGCCUUUUGGUCAGAGUUUUGAAGGAAACCUUGGGAAAAAUUUUGCUUUCAGCAGUAACCAAUCAUUCAAUGUUUUCAACCCGGUGGAAAUUUCAUCCUCGACAGAAAUACCGUCAAAUUAUAAUUCUAAGUCUCGAAUGCAGAGCUUCAGGAAACGAGGAGGCAAACGCGCCUAUGAAUCAACCGGUAAUGAAGGACGCAAUGUAUUGUUGGCUCCUAAAACGGCGCCCUCCGAAGGGCAAAGUUCCAAUCUAAUGAUGAUGCCUGGAAGUUCCUCAUUCACUUUUCAAUUGGGUUCUCAAAAAGCCGAAUUACCAACUAUUCCAACUCAACCAACAACGUCACCGGGGAUUUUCAAAUUUUCUAUGCCCGGGAAUCACGAGAUGUCAGACAAUCAAAUCGCAAAUCCAUUUCUCAAAAAUAUAUAA
Molecule: messenger RNA, 1665 nt
Organism: Acaulospora colombiana
Lineage: Eukaryota; Fungi; Glomeromycota; Glomeromycetes; Diversisporales; Acaulosporaceae
Source: the annotation of a GenBank genome assembly